Messenger RNA from Entamoeba invadens IP1, 885 nucleotides. RefSeq lists its product as hypothetical. The transcript has a single exon. Bases 1 to 885 code for a protein of 294 amino acids. The record is from RefSeq and is a predicted model, not a curated record. Lineage: Eukaryota; Evosea; Mastigamoebida; Endamoebidae.
AUGCCAAACUUAAAAACACUUCUUAUUGAUUUCAAUAGUGUCAAGAACCUUAAAGAUGGCGUUAUAUCAAACGUUCCAAAUGUCAGAGUUAUUUACAAAGAUAACAUGUAUGAGUACACAGAGUGUGAAGAAACCCCUUACUUUGAAAUGGUCAUGGACAGCGUUUACCGAGUUUAUGAUGAACUAGCCGAAGAACCAAAUACUCACACAGUCCGAGCAUAUAUGAGUACUAAUGAUGAUUACUCAAACUUGGGCAAUAAUAUCGCUCAUUUCCCCAAUUUGAAAUUUUGUGAAAUAGAUGUAACAGAGAAUUACAAUGACUUUUUGUUCGCAAGUCUCGAGGACAGUGUCCAAAAAAUUCUACAGAAUGGAAAGGUCAAUGUUAACAUAAUAAUUCGUGUAUAUAAAGGAGACACCGAACGUUACGAGUAUUUUGAGAACAUCAGAAAACAAAUUCAAAAUGAUCACGUUUUUUAUACUUACUAUGCUUCUAAUUCAGUGGGUUAUCCUUUGGUGUUACCUAAAAAUGUUACUCCAAUGGAAAUAUGCGAAUCAAUUUACAACAAAGGAGAAUUACUCACUAAAUAUUAUGCCAUGUCUAAGUUAAGAUUGGACAUUUAUGAAAAAGACGUAUCACUUGAUGUAAGUGAAAUGAAAUAUUUGACUACUUUUAGAAUUGAUUCUAAUGAACCUAUGAAUGUAACACUUCCAACUUCUCUUGAAGAUUUGUUUGUUUUUAAGAAUGUCAAUAUCACUAAUUUCAAUGAAUUGACUCAAUUGAAAUUUGUUAAUGAACACAAAAAGGUUAAAGGUAAAGAUGCUCUUCGAUGCUAUCCGCUUUCUGAUCGUUAUGGUCAGACUACACGUUGCGAAACUUCAGACUAA